This is a messenger RNA of Xenopus laevis (African clawed frog), 2586 nucleotides long. RefSeq names its product LCK proto-oncogene, Src family tyrosine kinase L homeolog (gene lck.L). Gene Ontology annotation, biological process: positive regulation of multicellular organismal process. Gene Ontology annotation, molecular function: ATP binding; non-membrane spanning protein tyrosine kinase activity; protein kinase activity. The record is from RefSeq and is marked provisional. NCBI's taxonomy places the organism in Eukaryota, Metazoa, Chordata, Amphibia, Anura, Pipidae. Gene Ontology annotation, cellular component: plasma membrane; cytosol.
AGAAGUACAGGGGCUAAAUGCAAAAGGAGACCAAAAAUAACUUAUUACUUAUGAGAUGUGGAACUGAGAAAUAAAGAGAGUGAAACAAAGGGCAUCCACUCAAUGGGAUUUUGAAAAGGAGAAGGAAGCAGAGGAGAAAGGGGAGAAAGGGAAGAGUGACGGGAAAAGUUAUAAGGGGACAUCUGUGAGAAAAGGAGAAAAUACCUAAAGAAAGCUGACGCUCAGCAGAGGUAAUAGGAGAUGAAAUGAAGAGAUGAAGAUUACAACCUAACGUGAGAGAUUUCUUCACAACUCACAGGAACCAUGGGAUGUGGAUGCAGCUCUGAGUAUGAAGAUGACUGGAUUGAAAAUUUUGAUGUGUGUGAACACUGCCAUCUUCCUAGGGAAAAGACUGAGCUUAUCUCAUGCUUUGAUAAGGACCCCUUGGUUUCAUACACAGGCCAAAAUCCACCCAGUUCUCCACUGCAUGAUAACCAGGUGGUGGCCUUGUAUAAUUAUGAGCCUAUGCAUGCUGAAGAUCUGGGGUUUGAGGCAGGAGAGAAGAUGCACAUUUUGGAGCAGAAAGGAGAAUGGUGGAAGGCUAAGUCUCUCAGAACAGGACAGGUGGGAUUCAUACCACAUAACUUUGUGGCAUCCGAAAAUGGCAUUGAAUCUGAACUGUGGUUUUUUAAAGAUUUGGGUAGAAAAGAUGCAGAACGACAGCUUCUGGCUCCUGGAAAUCAACAGGGAUCCUUCCUAGUGAGGGAGAGUGAGACUAACAAAGGUUCCUACUCUCUUUCUGUCAGAGAUCUAGAUCAAAAUCACGGUGAGGUGGUGAAACAUUACAAGAUUCGAAAUCUGGACAGUGGUGGAUUUUACAUAUCUCCUAGAAAAUCUUUUCAAACGCUACAAGAACUGGUGCAGUUUUACAGGCGUUCCUCAGAUGGGCUGUGCACCCUUUUGAAAGAGCCAUGUCAGACUCAACGUCCUCAAAAACCAUGGUGGGCAGAUGAAUGGGAAAUACCCCGCAACAAUUUGCAAUUGGUCAAAAAGCUGGGUGCUGGGCAGUUUGGUGAGGUGUGGAUGGGCUACUAUAAUGGACACACAAAAGUUGCCAUAAAGAGCCUCAAAUCUGGUACCAUGUCACCAGAAGCCUUCUUGGCUGAAGCUAAUUUAAUGAAACAGUUACAGCACCCACGAUUGGUUCGUUUAAAUGCUGUUGUAACUCAGGAGCCCAUAUAUAUUGUGACAGAGUACAUGGAGAAUGGUUGCCUUGUGGAUUACUUAAAAACCUCAGAAGGUCUCAAAUUAACCAUCUAUAAACUAAUAGAUAUGUCUGCUCAGGUUUCAGAGGGAAUGGCUUUCCUAGAGCGCAAGAAUUACAUCCACCGGGAUCUGCGAGCUGCCAAUAUUCUCGUAUCUGAGUCUCUGUGUUGCAAGAUAGCUGAUUUUGGACUGGCUCGAAUCAUAGUGGACAAUGAGUACACAGCUAGAGAAGGAGCCAAAUUUCCUAUUAAAUGGACAGCCCCUGAAGCCAUAAAUUAUGGGACUUUCACCAUUAAAUCAGAUGUGUGGUCAUUUGGUGUACUGCUGACUGAAAUUGUCACUUAUGGAAGAAUUCCGUACCCAGGCAUGACUAAUCCAGAGGUCAUAGAAAAUCUGGAACGAGGGUAUCGUAUGCCUCAGCCAGACAACUGUCCUAUGGAAUUGUAUGAGCUUAUGGUUCGUUGUUGGAAGGAAGAGCCUGAAGAAAGGCCUACAUUUGAAUUUCUUCGAUCCUUGCUUGAAGAUUUCUUCACAGCUACUGAGGGCCAAUAUCAGUCUCAGCCAUAGAAAGGCUGUUCUUACAAUGCACGUCAGAAAACAAACUGAUACCAGCUUUAUGGGUCAUAUAAACCCCAGCCUUCAAUAAGGAGUAACCAAGGAACCCCCAAAAUAGUUCUGAGCUGGUACUGUCUGAUAAGUUGGCACCUUAGUACCACUCUGGAUUUGGUACUUACAGCUAUAAUUUUGGCAGACCAAAGAAAAUGAUGCCCACUGUGCCCUCUGAAAACAGCAGGUGACUGUAGGAAUCAUUUUAUGUCAAAACCAUGCAAAAAACUAACUAUAUAUCAAAUGAAAAAACCCAUAAGAAAUGUCGUUCUGCACACUUAAGCUUAAUUAUGAAUAAUAUAUGUCACUUGUACAGAGCAUCGAACAACGGUGGACCCUUUACCACAUUACACUGAAACAGACAUAUGAUUUGGGAUGAAUAGAUUAAAUGUAAAUUUAUUCAGCCAGUGUUUUUUUGGAAGUCUACUUCGUCAGGUGAAUAUAAUCGUCAGAUCCUCCACCCUCAUCCCAACAGAUAACGUAAUUAAUACAUUUCUGCUCAGAACGGGGGAAGAUAUAACAAACUGUUUAAAUAACAAAAAAGCAUAUGGAAAACAUCAAAAUCAUCCUCCUGAACUACAAUUUAAAAAGAUAGUUUAACGUAACUAGAUGCUUUUAUUAUGGGAAAGCUAUACCCCCAUAUUAAAUACUUAACCAACAAAUGUUAUAGUAAGAGGAGGCCUUUAAAAAUUCUCACCAAACUGGAAUAUCAGUAAAUAUUGCUUUUUACAUCUU